AUGCCUCGUACGACACAUAAGGAAGUUCGACCAUUUCAUGGAAUGGGAAGCAAUGAUACAAGCAGUCAGGAAAGAAGGGUUGGUGAAGAUGAUGUUCCGUAUGCAGUCAAAGAGAUGGCAACACUCGAAGAUACUUCCAAUGUAGAUUUUGAAAUGGAAUUAGAAGAUAUGGAUAAGGAUGAGGACACGGAUGAGGAUGACGGGGGGCAGACAGGUAUUAUGCUAGAACUUAGAGAUUCACUGUCCUGGUUUAGAUUUGAACAGAAUGAUAGAAGAAGUUUCGACGCCCGUAUUGUUGUUCGUAACAAAUCUAAUUGUAUCAGUAGAUUGUCGAAUAGAGAAUUCGAACGACUUUUAACUAGUCAAGAGGAUACUUUUGCGGAAGAGGCGCGGAAAUUAUGGUAUCAUUACAAAAGUAAUUUUUCAUGCCACAACUACUGUAACGCAUGUGGUGAGGGACUUUUGUCUUCGCACGAGAAAUGUAAUAAAUGCGUCGACAGUGCUACUGCAACGUUCGUCCGUAUUGGUAGCAGAUCCCAAUUAAAAGAAUUGGUGGAACUAUAUAUUGAUAAGAUCAUGGAAAUCAGGAAACAACUGAAAGAAGGGAAAAAUAUCGUUCAUAAUUUGAAUAGCCCCUUUUUCUCUAAAUAUUGGAAAGCAGAACUUCAGAAUCACUUGAAUCUUUCCACUGUUAUUUCAAUUGAUGGAAUUCAGAUUUCGGGUAACAAAAAGAAAUUAUGGCCUGUUAGCCUUGUUUUGGUGGAUUUGCCGUCUAGCGAGAUGCAGAAAUCGUGCAACCUGAUUCUAGAAGGAGCAGUCGAAUGUAGUGAAAAUCCAUCAACUUUACUGUGGAAUGCUAUAUUUGGAAAGAUCCGUUCUGAUGUAGAAGCUCACACUGGCAGAGUUGGAAACAUUACUUACGAUUGCAAAAUCACUACGUGUUGUGCAGAUCAGCCGGCGAAAAGAUCCUUCUUUGGUAUGAAAGGACAUUCAUCUAGUAUGUCUUGUUUCUACUGUCUGAGCGAAGAAACACUGUACAAGCGGGGUGGUGUAAGCCGAAAAGAACAACGAUACGGAAAUCUGACUGUGUUGGAUUCCAAAAACGGAGAAAAUGGAUUCUCAUCGAAAAGUUCUAAAGUUGUAGAGGUCAUUGCACCUUACAAUACUCCGAUUGACAUUUUGCACAAUACCGGAGAAGGACUUUUUGAUCGUAUUCGGAAAGAAAUCUUUCCUCCAGAUACAAAAUUUAUCCGAAAGUCAGACUUAUUCGUCAUUGAUCCCAGCUCAUUCGCGCGUGAUAUUCGUCGAGUAUACUUGCAUUCCAAUUACGAGAACAUUGAAAACCUUCGCAACGGCUCAGAUAAAACUCAUCACCUCCGUCUCACGCUUGCUCUGACAGCCCUAGUAUCAGAUUCAAUGAAACCAAAGGCUAGACUAGUUCUAAUAGCCUUAGGAUUUCUGACAAAUAAGAUGUACAGUAAUACGCAAGCUCCAACAUUGUUCGAUAUUCAGCUGUAA
This is a messenger RNA of Caenorhabditis briggsae, 1518 nucleotides long. The record is from RefSeq and is a predicted model, not a curated record. NCBI's taxonomy places the organism in Eukaryota, Metazoa, Nematoda, Chromadorea, Rhabditida, Rhabditidae. Bases 1 to 1518 code for a protein of 505 amino acids. The transcript has 8 exons.